Messenger RNA from Cryphonectria parasitica EP155, 1761 nucleotides. RefSeq lists its product as uncharacterized. The coding region runs from base 1 to 1761 and encodes 586 amino acids. The transcript has 5 exons. Gene Ontology annotation, molecular function: histone deacetylase binding. The record is from RefSeq and is a predicted model, not a curated record. Gene Ontology annotation, cellular component: Sin3-type complex. Lineage: Eukaryota; Fungi; Ascomycota; Sordariomycetes; Diaporthales; Cryphonectriaceae. Gene Ontology annotation, biological process: negative regulation of transcription by RNA polymerase II.
AUGGCAAGCGGCGCCACCGCGCCGCCUAUAGCAAUGGCUAAUCCUCCGCACUCCCUUCUCGACCAAGACACCAGUACCGUAUCCUCUCCGCUCAGCGAAGUCGUCGAGGACAAGGACACCGAACACAUGGAUGUUGACAUUAAGAGUAACCCCUCCGAUGACGACGAACCCGAGCAGAUUGAGAACGGCCAAGCGGGUGAGUCCGCUGCCAACGAAGACUCUGAGUCCUUGAGUGAAAUCGACUCCGAGGCAAGCACAGAGCGACUCUACGAUACCCCGCGCAAGGGCAACGGACAGCUCAACAAUACAGCUUCAAACCCCGACUACCAGAAAGAGCCACAAACUGACAAGGUCCUCCGCUCCUUCAACCGAAGCCCUACCAAGCUACAAGAGCAAUUACAAGCUAGUGCGGGCAUGGCGUCUGGCGACGAUGAUAAUGAAGAUCUCUCCGAGGCCUCUGUAGGCGAAAGCGAGGCUGAUUCAGACAAAGACACUGGAAAAUCACAAAGGAGCUCUCGUUCUUUACACCUAAAAACCCGGCAGUCGCACGUCGUGGCAAGCGACGAGCCCUCGACUGAGUCAAGAAAGCGCAAGCGACCGGCUCCGGUAGGGCAGUCUAGCGACAACGAGCAUCCCCGCAAGAGAGCCAACUCCGUCAUUGAGCCUAGCGACGCGGUCUCUUCGUUGUCUAAGGUGCUGUCUGAAGAGCUGGGGCGGGCCAACUCGACAGGCGGCAAGAGCGCUGAGCAAUCCGGUGCCGAGAACGACGACACAAUAAUCAAGGAGGACGCCGAUACUAUCGCGGAAUCGGUCGAAAAGCCUACAAACGAGCUCCUUACCAGAUCCAGAAAGUCGAGGCGCAGUACGCCUAAGAGGUGGAAGACUUCUGCAGACGAAGCCCCAGUGGAGACCCACGAGACUGAGGAGCCGGCUGCAGAAAACGGCCAGCCGCCAGAGGACGAGCCGAUUGAAACGGCUGAGGUUGAUGAAGAGGCCGAGAUUGCGCACAAAAAUGAAGAAGAAUUGGAGAGAAAACGUCAUGCUUUUGACCAGCUAGGAACGAUCGAGAAGCAAUUUGCAGUUCUGCGGGAUCGACUAUACGAAGAGCGACUCGCGCAGCUCAACGAAGAGCAGGCAUUAUUGGAGGGCGACAACCCGACCCAUCCCGAAUACCUUGCGAUGAUGCAGUGCAUCGACAGCCGCCGUGACGACAAAGUGAGAGUAACCGAAAUAGAGUACCAGUACAAUAUGGACGCCCUGGAUCGGUGGGCUGUAGCCCGUCGAGCCCAGAUCUUGUCUCAAUUUUACCAGAGCGUGCGGGAAUCAAGAGAAAAAACGCUGGACGAGCUCGGGAAACAAUGGUACGAGAUACAACACGAGCGCAGGAAGAAUGCCAAUCCGAUACCGGAUUAUGGGUUUCGAUUUCCCAAGACGAAGGCGUUGCAGAAGAAGCAAGCAAUUGCGCACAGCAAAGAGACUUCGAUUCUGGCUGGUGUUGCCCAACACCAUGGGUUCCCUGCUGCGCCUGAGAUGAAGGCUGCAUCGCGGGCCGAAAUUGAGGACGACUUUGAAGCUAUGCAUCCCACGCUUAAUGAGUAUGGAGCAGUGCCCUUUGGGCGGACCCUAGGACCGGCCGGGGAACAAUUCUUGGAGCAGACACCGUGGGCCAACCCAAAGCACCCAUCCCAUGGCUCACGACGGCACUCGCAUGAUCCAGAAACAGGGCAUGCGCGAAAGGUGGCUGAAGCCCGCCACAUCUGA